AUGGGAGUUAAUCUUGAAGCAUCUGAAAUGCCUAAAUUCGCGACGGAGAUGCCAAAGCGCUGGUGUAUCGUUAACAGACAUAUAACAGGGAAAACUUACGAAGUUUUUCUUUUGACAACUUUCGGUGGCGCUAGAAGUUUUGAAGAGCUAGGCAUUAUGGCCCGCAUGUUUGGAAUGCCCAUGGGAGGCACCCAAUGGUUUAACGAUAUCCCUGGUCUAACCACUAUUCCACCCAUUUUUGGCUCAGAAAAGACAAGCUUCGUUUUUGCAAUUCCAGUUGUCCAUGUCAUUGGUCCCUCCAGUAUUCCUCGUACGACCAGAGUUCCCCCAUCUGAAUUGGAUCGACUGCGCAAAUUCUCUUUUGCAAAAUCAAAGGUUUUGGUCGAGAGGCAGGAGGAGAUUCGAAAGAUGGUACGAAAUUGGCGAGACCAGAAAAACUAUACCAGAAGAUAUUCCCCAGAACAAGAUCAAUUCAAACCCGUGCCUAGAUCUCUGCCCAUGUCUUUGGAAGACCCAGAAGAAAUGCAAGAAUUCACCGCCGAUUCCACCGCCAUUUCUUCUUCACGCUUCAAACCCUCAAAUAUCACUAUCCCUCCUCGUCAUGACAUCAGUUGGAUCUUGCGACAUAUGGCCAAAGAUAGCAACGCUUCAAAAUAUUUGAUUCAACAAAGGCCUGUUAAACCGCAGCCCAUGUCCCUACCAAAGCCGUAUUAUGCGCCACUACCAAUAUCAAUACCGAGAAUAAUGCGGUUCAUUCGUUAA
Psilocybe cubensis is the source of this 762-nucleotide messenger RNA. RefSeq lists its product as uncharacterized. The record is from RefSeq and is a predicted model, not a curated record. The coding region runs from base 1 to 762 and encodes 253 amino acids. The transcript is spliced from 2 exons. NCBI's taxonomy places the organism in Eukaryota, Fungi, Basidiomycota, Agaricomycetes, Agaricales, Agrocybaceae.